CGGUGACGCGAGACCCGCGCAGUGACCUUCGUAGCGGCUGCGGCUGUGAUUAGAGACGUUUCCUGCUCAGCUGCCGGAGCUCGCUGUGUCGCAAAGCCGCAGCGCGCGGAUUUCCGCAGCCCCGGCUCCGGCCUGCGAAUAUCUGGCCGCGGCGCGCCAUCUUAGCCGCGCGCCAUGGCCGCGGCCUGUGGGCCUGGAACGGACCGCCGCAGUCCUCUCCUCGGCCUCCUUUUGCUUCUGCUGAUCGCGGGCCCUACCCUGGGCUGGAACGACGCCGACAGAAUAUUGUUGCGGGAUAUAAAAGCUCUUACCCUCCACUAUGACCGCUAUACCACCUCCCGUAGGCUGGAUCCUGUCCCACAGUUGAAAUGUGUUGGAGGCACAGCAGGAUGUGAUUCUUAUACCCCAAAAGUCAUUCAGUGUCAGAACAAAGGCUGGGAUGGUUAUGAUGUACAGUGGGAAUGUAAGACUGAUUUAGAUGUUGCGUACAAAUUUGGAAAAACUGUGGUGAGCUGUGAAGGCUAUGAAUCCUCUGAAGAUCAGUAUGUACUAAGAGGUUCCUGUGGCUUGGAAUAUGACUUAGAUUACACAGACCUUGGCCUGAAGAAAUUGAGAGAGUCUGGAAAAAACCAUGGCUUUAACUCUUUCUCUAAUUAUUAUAAUAAGUUUUAUUCCUCAAAUUCUGGUGGCAUCAGUGGAUUGAUUACCAUCGUGGUGCUACUUGCUAUUGCAUUUGGAGUUUAUAAGUUGUUCCUUAGUGAUGGUCAAGAUUCUCCUCCACCAUAUUCUGAGUAUCCUCCAUAUUCUCAUCGUUAUCAGAGAUUCACCAACUCAGCAGGACCUCCCCCAGGCUUUAAGUCAGAGUUCACAGGACCGUAUGGUGCAACUUCUGGUUUUGGCAGUGCUUUCACAGGACAACAAGGAUAUGAAAGUUCAGGACCAGGAUUCUGGACUGGCUUGGGAACUGGAGGAAUAUUAGGAUAUUUGUUUGGCAGCAAUAGAGCAGCAACACCCUUUUCAGACUCAUGGCACUACCCAUCUUAUUCCUCAUACUCCAACAUGUGGAACUCACCGCUUCGUGGAGGCUCAGCUAGCUAUUCGGCAUGUUCAAGCUCAGAGACAAGAACAAGAACGGCAUCAGGAUAUGGUGGUACCAGAAGACGAUAAGAAAGCAAAAAGUUGAAGUCAAACAUCGAAUGCAAAUUUUCUGAUUUUUCAUCACUUUCUCUUAAAAAAAAAGUGCUACCUGCUAACAGCUGGGGGAAAGUCAAAAGUUCUGCGGUGUUUUGUCCUGUAUAGCUUUUUGUAUUCUAUUAUUGGAGACUAAUAAGAGUUGAUAAUAUGACAAAAUGCUUAUGUGGAAAAUUGUAUCUUAGUGUAACAUGCAGAUGUUUAUUACAGUUUUUGAAAGUGAUAAUUACUAUAGAAUGCUGAAAAUGUGUUGUUUAAUUUCUAAAACCCGUGAUGCCAUGAAAAGCAUUAAGAAUGACCAAUAGACACUGAGUACAGAAAAUUUCGAUCUGAUUUUAGUUGAUGAGCUAUUAUCUCAUAGAAACAAUAAUAAUCUAUUUGGUAUUUGGUGUUUGCUGUUCUUCAAACAUUUAAGAAUUAGCUUUGGACUACUAAUUAAACUAACCUGUGGGUUUUGAUCACUUUUGAACUCAGGAGCUUUGAAUCCUUCAGUGGUACUGGGGUGCUAGAAGAGGAAAUUACCUUUUUACGGAAAAGGUAGAAAAAAUAAAUAUCUAGAAAGUCGUUGUGAAUGAUUGUGUGCUGACAAAAAUUCUUGAAAUCCUCAUAUACAUUUCUUAAGAGGUAAAUUCAGAUGCUUCAUCAAAGGUCUUUUAAUAGCAAAAGCAUGCAGUUCUCUGGAAUCUCAAAUAUUGUAGCAGUCUUUUUCAGUCUUGCAUUAAAAUGAUGGGAAAAAAAACCCAAGAGAUUUUAUUCUUAUUCUUUCUACACACUUUGACACAAAUUGAUGUUACUUUUUAACUCUUUUUUUUCCCCAAAGGAAAAGGAAUUUAUGCAGAAAUUCUGUUUCCCUAAACAAUAAUUACCCAUGGUAAUCUUGCCUCAGCUACCAGUCAUUUGGUAAAUGUUUUCAAAAAAAUAAUUUAGAAAUGAUGUGGGAGGAAGCCUCUGCUAAAAAAAUUUCUUUUUAAAAAGAAUAAUUAAAUCUCCAAGCCUCCUAAUCUUCAAAGGUUGUAUAAUCUGUUUUAGUUAAGCGCUAUAAUCCAAGGGCCUCAUUUUUACCUUUUAGGAAUCAUUGAAAAACAAACUCUUAUUUAGAUUUAAAAAUGUGAUUUAGGGAGUAGUCAAAAGGGUACUGUGAAUAGAACUAUCCCUCUUCAGUAAAACUUGUAGACGUUUUAAUUUAUGUCACACAAGAAACACAUUUUUCCUUAGGUUUGUUGUACUAAAUCCUUACCCCAUUUCUCCUUAGUAAAAAGAUAUGGAAUGAAAGAAAAUCAGUUUAUUGCCUUUCCCCUAUUUGCUUAUUUUGGGUUUUAUUUAUUUAUUUUUAUUACAGGAGUUGAUAAUCUUGCAUUGAGUAUGUUUUACAUGGAAAGCAAAGUAAAAAUGUUAAUUUAAAACUAUAGAUUGGGCUGAUUAUAUUGAUCUGCAUAUUAAAUUUGAUGUUCUUAAAACAGUA
Molecule: messenger RNA, 2653 nt
Organism: Pteropus alecto (black flying fox)
Lineage: Eukaryota; Metazoa; Chordata; Mammalia; Chiroptera; Pteropodidae
Gene: SARAF
Product: store-operated calcium entry associated regulatory factor
Exons: 6
Coding region: 175-1167 (330 amino acids)
Biological process (GO): regulation of store-operated calcium entry
Cellular component (GO): endoplasmic reticulum membrane
Source: RefSeq, a predicted model, not a curated record